Drosophila serrata is the source of this 10816-nucleotide messenger RNA. RefSeq names its product nuclear receptor corepressor smrter (gene Smr). Gene Ontology annotation, biological process: regulation of transcription by RNA polymerase II. The record is from RefSeq and is a predicted model, not a curated record. Gene Ontology annotation, cellular component: chromatin. Lineage: Eukaryota; Metazoa; Arthropoda; Insecta; Diptera; Drosophilidae.
CACUGGUCGUACAGGGCUCUGGAGCAGCAGACUCAGUAUGCCAAGCACCUGGGCCACCUGCAGCAGCAGCAAGCGCCUCCGACGAGCCAACAGCAGCAGCAGCAGCAGCAGCAGCAGCAGCAGCAGUUUGCAAGCCAGCACCACCACCACCACCAACAGCAGCAGCAGCAGCAGCAGCAACAGCAGCAACAGCAGCAGCAGCAGCAGCAACAUCAACACCAACAGCAGCAGCAGCAGCAGCAGCAGCGAGCAGGGGCUAGUCCACUGUCACCACCUCGUCCUGGAAACCCUAGCGGCGGCAGUGGAGGAGGCAGUUGCGGCAGCACUGGAAGCGGUGGCAGCAGCAGCAGCAGCGGAGGUAGCAGCACCGGCAGCAAUAGUGCAUCCGUCAAUAAUAGUUACCCGCCACCGCCACCGCAGCAUCGAUACGAUCGGGCCUAUAGCAUUGGCUCGGCGCCCACCUAUCGCGAGACACCCUACACGCGUCUCACGCAGCAGGUGCAUCAGGUGGUGCAGCAGGUCGUGCAGCAGCAGCAGCAACAGCAGCAACAGGCGCAGCAGCAGCAGCAGCAGAUGCCGGGAUAUCAAAGAGUUUCGGCAGCAACGGCAGCAGUGCUGGCGGGCAAAUCGUCCGCUCCUGGCCAAGGUUCCAAUUCAAGUCAAGGGAGUGGAAGCGGCGGGAGUCAGGGUGGAGCUGCUCCGCCCGGCGGCGGUGUGGUGCAAGUGUCGCAAUCCGGCGGUGUCCUGGUCAUGGAGGCAGCGCCCCAUUAUGCCAGCCAACCAAAUAGUAAUCCCUCCCAGCAACAGAAGCAGCAGCAGCAGCAACAGGGAGCGGGGCCAGCCUCAUCUGCCGGGGAUAAUUGCAGCCGCAUAAUGGUCGGUAAUCGGGGCAUCCUGAUACCCCACUCGCAGGCCCUGCAGUAUUCCAGCGAGUACCUGACCAAUGUCACAGCUGCCGUGGCUGCCGGUGCAGUGAUUCAGCGCCAGCCGUUGCAGCUUCCCCCGCAGCAGCAGCAGCAGCAGCAGCAGCAACAUCCUCCCGAGCCAUUCGGCAGUGCUGGUGGCCAGCAGCCGUACAAGAAGCAGCGGCUAAGUGAUGCCAAUGCCAGCACCAUGAAUCACCUGCCACCGCCACAUCCUCAGCAUCAGCAGCAGCAGCAGCAGCAGCCGCCGUCGCACCAGCAACAACGAUCCUCGCCAGCGCAACAGCAGCAGCAGCAGCAGCUAAAUAGCAGUCGACAGAGUCACAUUGAUCUCUGCCGUCAGGUAGGAGGCGGCACGCCCAUGGGCAUACAGCUCAAGGUGGAUACACUGCCUCAACAGCAGCAGCAGCAGCAGCAGCAUCAGCAACACCAGCAGCAACAGCAGCAACAUGCUGCACAAAGCAGAAACCCGCCACUGUCAGCGGUGAGCAGUAGCUUGGCAGGAGUGGGAACGGUGACUGUGUCCACAACAGGACCAGGAGUGGGAUCGAGCAACAGCAGCAGCAGCAGCAGCAGCAGUAGCCAUGUGAUUGCUGGAGGAAGUGCCAGCACUGAGGCCUACCAUCCACAGGUGGAGGCCAUUUCGCCGACGCUGCCCAGCGAUAAUGCCAUCGAGGAGCGUGGUAGGACCAGCGCCAAGGAGGAGCUGCUUAUGAAAAUCCAAAAAGUUGAUAAUGAUAUCAAAUCCGCUGAGACAACCAUGGAGACGUUGCGUAAAAAGGAAAAGAGCCUUAUGGAGGAGGCAGCUUUGGCUAAGCAGCAAAAGGCCGCCAAGGAUGUUGUUGCUAAUAAUAACAAUAAUAAUAAUAGCAACAAUAAUAAUAAUAACAACAAUAACGAACAGGAUGAAGUUGUGGAGCUGGCCUGGCGUGGCCAAAUGUUAGCGGAGAAGAUCUAUGCGGCCAAUAGAAAGACGGCCCAUGACCAACAUUCCAAGCUGCUGCAGAUUGCAGUAACAACAACAACAACAACGACGACGGGGACAACUUCGACGACGACGAAUCAGUCUAGCGAUGCCAUGAGCAUAAGACCUUGGCUGCCGCUAUAUAAUCAACCCUUGGAUGUGGAGGCCCUAACCGUGCUAAUACGUCAACAUCAGAGUCAAGUGCGUGCACCUCUCCUGUUGCACAUACAAAAACUAAAGGCCGAACGUUGGCUGCACAAUCAGGGCCUCGUGGAGAAGUACACCAAGGAGCAGGCCGAUUGGCAGCGACGCUGCGAGCGAAUGGAGGCGAGUGCCAAGCGGAAGGCACGUGAGGCCAAGAAUCGCGAGUUCUUUGAGAAAGUAUUCACGGAAUUGCGUAAGCAACGUGAGGAUAAAGAACGUUUCAAUCGUGUCGGUUCGCGGAUUAAAUCCGAAGCGGAUCUCGAAGAGAUCAUGGAUGGACUCCAGGAGCAGGCACUCGAGGAUAAGAAGAUGCGUUCAUAUGCCGUCAUACCGCCCCUAAUGUACGAUGGCCGGCAGCGGCGUUGCGCCUAUCACAAUGAGAAUGGACGCAUCGAGGAUAUGAUGGCAGAGCAUCAACAGCGCAAGGCUCUCAAUAUGUGGACAGCGGGCGAGAAGGAGACCUUCAAGGAGAAGUAUCUGCAGCAUCCGAAGAAUUUUGGAGCCAUUGCAGCCAGUUUGGAUCGCAAGUCGCCGCAGGAUUGUGUCCGCUACUACUACCUCAGCAAGAAGACGGAGAACUAUAAGCAACUGUUGCGUAAAUCCCGCCAGCGCACGCGUAGCUCCCGGAAUCCGGCCAAGGCGCAGGCCGCACAGCCGCAGUGCAUCAUUGAUUCAAUGACCACGGGUGUGAUGACGCGCCUGCAACGUGAGCAGCAACAAAAGUCCGGGAAUCGCUCAUCGGCUGUGGCCGAACGUGAGCGUGCGGAAAGGGCUGCGGAACGGGAACGUGUGGCAGAGAAGGCUGCCGCAGAUGCAGCCAAGGCGGCGGAGAGUGCAGCGGAGAAGGCAAGUGCCGCCUCGAAGGCAGUGGAAGCCACGGCAGCUGGCGAAAAGGUGGCCAAACAGGCGGCAGCAGCGGCACAAGCGGCAGCAGCACAAGCAGCAGCGGCACAAGCAGCAUCAUCAUCGGUAGCAACAACAGCAACGUCCACGACGACAACAACGGUGACGACGAGUGCCACAACAGCAGCAGAGAAAGCGGCAGCAGAGGCAGCAGCAGCAGCAGCAACAACAGCAGCGGCCAAGAAUGCCUCCAGCGAUAAGAAUGCCACGGCGGCAACAGGAGCGACUACAGUGCCCACAACAGGCAUUGCUCCAACCAGCGGCAACACACCUGCAACCACAAAUGCAACAGCAGCGGGAGCAGCAACCACACCAUCAGAGAUCUCAGCGAGCGGCAUCGAUUCUACAGCCAAGAGUAGCAAAACCGUCGAUGACGAGGCAGCAGCAGCAGCAGCUGGAGGAAUAACAACCGGAGGAGCAGCAGCCACAGUGGCGGCCACGGCUGGUCAUACACCAGCCACUGCAACGGCAGCCAAUCCCGCAUCCGAGGGCAGUACGGGCACGGCAACGGGUGCCACGGCUGCAGGUGGUGGUAAUGUCAAGGGAGCUAGCAAACCAGAGACAGCCACGGAGCCAGCGGUGGGAACAGCGGCCAAAGGUGCCGAUGCGGGCUCUGAAGGCAACACAGAUCCUCUGGCUAAGACUGCCAGCAAAGAGAAUGCUACCGGUGUCACCACAUCUGCGGCUCCAACGCCGACGCAAGGCGUAACCCUGAAUGGCUUCAAGACCGGUUACCAGACGGUGGUCAUGGCCAAUGUAAAGGCAACGGCGGCAGGAGCAGGCGAAGAUUCAGGAGCAGGAGCAGCUGCAACGGGAGCAACAAAGAAUGCAACAAUGGCAACUGGUGGUGGCAAUAGUAACGAUAAAAUCGUCAAGACAACGCCAACAUCGGGCUCGGUUCCAAAUUCAACAAGUACACCCGCCGAGAGUGUUGGAACAGGAGCAGGAGCAGGAGCAGGAGGAGGAGCCGCCGGAGUACCCACAUUGACCACCGCCACAACGGCGGGCAAUUAUCUUGGCCAGAAAUUGAAGGCGGCCCAAGUGGAGGGACUUGGGGCGGGCAAUGAUCUGCAUUCAGAUGUUAGUGACUCAAAGCGAAAGCGUUUCGAAAUGAAUGCCAGCGGUGAAGCACAGCAAGUGGGUGGAGCGAGUGCCACCAAUAGCCACAAUAGCAAUAAUAAUCUGAAGGCCAAUGCCAAGGAUGUGUCGAUGGUCAAGUCAUCAUCAUCAUCAUUAACAUCCUCUGUCGCUGCAUCGGUAUCAUCUGGAUCAGUGGCCUCCUCUGUGGUUACCUCCACGCCGGCAUCUUCAUCCGGUUCCAUUCUACUGAUCAGUGCCGCCUCCAUAAUGUCCACUGCAACUGGUUCAGGAUCAACAGGAUCAACGGCAUCCACUGCUCCGGCGAUCUCUAUGCCCCUGCUAUCGGAUGGAAGUGAAAUUAUUGCAUUGGAUGGAAAGGAUCGCCUGGCCAGCUGUUUUGUGUGCAAGGCGGAGGCCUGUCCCCGAACCCGUCCCCUGAAGAAGGGACGUGGCCAGCAGUACGGAAUUCCGGAUGAAACGAUCCCGGCGGGCGCACGCGUCUGCAACAGCUGCCAAUGCAAAUCGGUGCGCAGCCGUUAUCCCAAUUGUCCGCUGCCCACGUGCCCCAAUCCCAAGGAUCGGGCCCAGCGACUGCGGAACAUUCCCUCCCGUCUCUUUGAACUGGCGCCGGAAGUGCGUGAUCCGGUCAUGGCCGAGUUCCAAAUACCGCCGCACGCCACCCGCUGCUGUUCCGCCUGCCUGAUGCGCAUUCGCCGCAAGCUGGAUCCCCAGCUGAAUCUCACCGAUGGCUCCAGCGGCGGUGCCGGCAGUGGCAGUGGCGGUGAUGAGACGGAUGUCAGUACCUCGUCCUGCGAUGAACGUGAACCCGGUGGCUCUGACACUGCCUCCGUGGAGAGUCCAGAGAAUUUGCAGCGUCACAAAUCGCUCACCUCCAUCAAGCAGCACCUGCAGCUACAUCAGCAACAUCAGCAGCAUCAGCAGCAGCAGCAACAUCAGCAGCAUCAGCAGCAUCAGCAACAUCACCAUCAGCAACAGGCAGCGGCGGCCCAGCAAUUGUCACAGCCACAGCCACCGCCGCCCAAGACGUCGUCCGCAACGGUGGUGCCACAGCGUGGAGACACACCGCUGAUUAUCACGCCCACCCGGAUGAGUGGCAAGGCGGGGGCAUCGGUGGGUUCUGGUGCCACCAGCGGCAGCAAUAACAACGACAACGAUCGUCUGCUGCCACCGGCCGCUGGACAGGCGCCCAAGAAGCAAAAGACCAGCGAGGAAUACGACUCAUCGGCCACCGAGACGGCGGAUGAGGAGAAUGAGAACUCGCCGGCCAAUCGUCAGAGUCCCAAGGUUCUCUUUCAUGGUCAUGGACAUGGACACAACAAUGUGGCCGGCCUGCAGCCGCCAGGUGUGGCCAAUAUGGGUGUGGCUCCAGGUGCUCCCGGUCAGCAGCAGCAGCAGCAGCAGGCGGUCAAUGGACCCAUUGCCAUGCGUCGCGAGGCAGUCAAUAAUGUCCAGGAUUGUGUCUUUUCGGUGAUUGAGCGUUCGCUGAAGCACAAGGGUCCACAGCCCAAGGGAGGUCAGCAGGGACAGCAGCAGGGACAGCAGCAGGGACAGCAGGGACAGGGACAAGGACAGGCUUCCACACCUGGUCAAAGUCAGUCACCGCAGCAAUCGUCCAACAAUCUGGAUCGCAAGGAGCUGACCAUUGUCAUGGAAUAUCGCCAGGAGCCACCGCCAUCUGGCAUACUCAAGCAGCAGCAGCAGCAGUCUGGCGGAGCACCACCACCACCGCCGCAGCAAUCCUCCGCGGGUGUGCCACAUGGCACCUCUGUGCAAAAGCUGCAGGGUUCCCGGCCAGCAGCCGUGCCACCACCACAGCCUCAGCCGCCGACCAGCUCGGGAGCUGGAUCCAAUUCUGGCAACAACGGAACCAGCGAUAGCCUGGCCACCUUGUCGGUGGUCAGUCCCCACCUGGGCUUCGGCGUUGGUGUGGGUGUGGGUGUUGGCGUGCCACCGGGCAGUCAUCCGGGUCUCAUGGCCCAUACUGCUGCCUCGGCAGUGGAUAAGGCCACCAUAACGCCGGUGGUGAAGCAGCCAGGAGGCGGAGCAGGAGGCAAGAGUAGCCAUUCAACGCCCACGCCACCGGAGACGAUCAUUUACAAUGUACCAACGGCACAUCCACCGCCACGUGGUUUACCCCAGCCGCCGCCGUCGCAGCAUCCCGGUCAUCCCUCGCAGCAGCAGCAGCAGCAGCAGCAUCCAGGACAUCCUGGUCAUCCGCCGCACGCCCAGCAUCCGCAGCAGGUGCAUGCCCAGGUGCAGCAGCAGAUGCAGCAACCGGUGCCGGAACCAGAGCCCCAAACCCUGGACCUGAGCAUCAAGAAGCCACCGCGUGAUGGCCACUCACCGCACACCGGCUCUGGCUCAUCGGCAGGCAGUGGCGGCAGCUCCUCAUCCUCGGCAGAUCGUCACCAUGGACCACCGCCGCCUAGCAUGUCCAUGAAGCACAUUGUCCGCUCCACGGCCAUGUAUCGUGGCGAUACGGUCACCGUGCCCUCGUUGACAGCGUCCAGUUCGUAUCUGUAUGCCCAGCCGCCGCACGGAGUGCUCAAGGGAGCACCGGGUGUGGGAGUCGGUGUGCCCGGUGGCGGGGCACUCUAUGUCCAGCCCGUGCCAGUGCCCGUGCCCAUUUCGAUCUCCGGCCAGGGACAGAUGCCACCGCGACCAGGACAACCGCCGCCAGCACAACCGCCCUCGGGCAGGGGCAGUGCCGGUGUGUCCAAGGUACCGCCCAAGCUGAGUCCGCAGCAGGCGCAUCAUCUACAUCCCGGUCAUGGCCACUCGCCGUCCCAGCAGCAGCAGCAGCAGCAGCAGCAGCAGGCGGCAGCAGCAGCAGCAGCAGCGGCAGCCGCACAGCAGCAACAGCAGUUGCUCGUCAAGAGUGGAUCGAUUACCCAUGGAACGCCGGCCAAUAGCGCCCAGCAGCAGAUCAUUGUCCAUGCCGCCGCAGCGGUUGCAGCAGCUGCUGCUGCUGCCUCCUCGUCCUCAUCAUCGUCCUCGCUCCUAAGCCCGAAAUUCGAUGGCCUGGUGAGACAGACGACGCCCGAGGCUGGUCCGCCAGGUGGUCCACCGGGCAGCGGUGGCAGCAAGCAUGGCUCCAUCACACAGGGAACACCACUGCACCUGCCGCCACAUCAUUUGGAGAGCAAGCGAGCCUAUGAGUUCUACAAAUCCUCGCAGCAGCGUCACAGUCCCGCCCAGCAGCCAGGAGCCGGCGGAGCUGGUGGUCAACAGCUGCCACCGCCACCGCAGCAAUCCUCGCCGCAGGCACCGCCACCGCAGGGCUAUGGUGUGGGCGUGGGCUCACCCUAUGCCCGCUCACCGUUUGGCGGCGUUGUGGAGCCACCAGUGCUGAGCACGCGGCAGAUUGUGAUGCAUGACUACAUCACCUCGCAGCAGAUGCAGGGACAGCAACAGCAGCAGCAGCAGCGGAAUAUGUCACGUGGCAGCAGUGCCAGCGGAGGAGGUGGCGGCGGCGGUGGUUCGGACAAGGAGUCACCCUCGCCACGGAACAGUGUGGGCAGUGCCGGUGGCUUUGUCUACGGCGGUGGUGAAAAGGAGCCGCCACCAAGGGGCAGGCCGGAGUACUCCAGUCGUGCCUCGCCAGCGGAUCAUGCAAAUAGCACUCCCAGUCCCCAUAGGACACCACCACCCCAGCGCCAGGGUGUGAUUCAGCGUCACAAUACCGGCUCGAAGCCGCCUUCGCCGGCAGCUCCACCGCCCAGCAGGAUGCACAUUGUGGCGCCGUAUCAGUAUGCUCCAGCUGGCCACGAUGCCCUGGCCUCAUUUGUGGACGUGGCUGUGCAGCAGCCUCAAUUGCCGGUGCCCUCGCAAAAGGAUGACAAGUCACCGGGUGCCGUUCCCGGACAGCAGCAGGUAUCUGGAUCACAAGCUUCGGCACCGCCACCACCACCACCGCAUGCCGUGGCCGUGGCUCCACCGCCACCGGUGGCCCAUCAUGAUCUACGCUAUCGUGACCUCAUCCAUCACCAGCAUAUGGCCGCCGUAGCUGUGCAUCAGCAGCAGUUGGCGCAGCACCAGCACCAGCAGUACCGCCAGCAGGUGGAUCUGCAGCGGCGCAUGGAUCAGGCCAAGCGGGAUCAGCAGCGUCAGCAUCAGCAGCACCAGCAGCAUCAGCAUCAGCAGCACCAGCAGCAGCAGCAGCAGCAGCAGCAUAACCAUGCCCUCGAACGCGAUCGGGAGAUGCUGCAGCGCGAACGGGACCGUGAACGGGAGCGGGAACGCGAACGGGAGCGGGAACGGGAGCGAGAGCGAGAAAGGGAGCGUGAGCGGGAACGGGAACGGGAACGUGAGCGACGCGAGCAGGACAGGGAGCGGCGUGUGGUGGCCGAGGAGCGUGAACGGGAUAGCCGGCGAAUGGAGCGUAUGUUUGCUGCCGGUGGCGGUGUGGUAACAGCAUCGGGUGGCGCCGGUGGAGGACCACCCCCGGGUCAUUACAUACGAGCACCAGUGCCCGAGACCGGACCGCCACGUUCCAUACCAGACCGUGAGCGUGAGGCAUACUAUCGUCCCGCCCAUGGUGGUCCCACGCCCGAGGAUGCCCCCGGUCAGCUGAGUGCCCAGAGCCUGAUCGAUGCCAUCAUUAAGCACGAGAUUAGUCGCACCAACGAUGCCACCGGUGCAACGGGACGGGAAUUUCCGCGCCCCACUUUCGGUCAUGGCCCACCGCCACCACCACGUGGCUCGGGAUCAGGCUCUGGCUCCGGGUCUGGCGGUGGCGGUAAUACCCGUUCCUCGCCAGCCAAUGUCAUGCAUCCGCUGCAGUAUCUACGCGAUCACCGCCAGCCGCACGAAAGUGGAGCAGUGUCCCUGCUAACGGCGGAGAACAAUGGAAAGCCCAGCUCAUCGGGAUCACCGAAUGUCAUCAACAUUGAUCUGGAUCAGGAGCGAAUCUCGGCAGCAGCUGCCGCCGUGGCCCAACAGCAGGCAGCGGCACAGCAGCAUCAGGCACCGCCACCCUCCUCGCAGUCACGUUCCGUGCACGGCCAGCUAAGGACGCCCACCUCACAGGCGGGCACCGCGCCCAGUCCCCAGCAGACGCACACCAAGAGCAUCACCUUUGGUGAGCUCACCGACUCGAUCAUUACCAACGAUUACGGCUCGAAUCCGCAUCUGCGUCCCACGCCGCCCUUCAUGACCUACCUGCAGGAGCCACAGCCUAUUUUGCCACCGGAUCGCUGGAAGCAGAAUCGUCGUCUCCAGCAGAAGGCGGAGGAGGCCAAGCAUCAUUCGCAACAGCAGCAGCAGCAGCAUCAUGUCCAGCAACAGCAGCAGCAGCAGCAUCAUCCGCAGAUUGCCGGCUCUGGAGGCCAGGGCGGCAGCUCUGGAGCUCCCAGUGGUCCAGGCAGUGGCGGCGGCGGAGGCGGCGGCCGAGCCAAUACACCCGGCGAGGAUGGACGCAACAUUAUACGCAUGCCACAGCCCGUAAGUCCCAGGAAAUAUGCCCACGAACUAAUGAUUCACCAGGUGAUGGGUGCAGCAGCAGCGGCUGGCGGUGAGCCGGGUCACUACUUUUUGCCGGCACCGCCACCGGUACGCGUCGGAGUGCCACUGCCGCCGGAUCAGCGUGGAGCACCUGGAGGCCCACCCGGAGGUGGAGGCAGUGGUGCGCCCGGUGGCGGCAGCGGAGGCGGAGCACCCGGCAGCGGCGGCGGCGGUGGCGGCGGAGCCACCACCAUUGAUAACUAUGUCAAGAAUCGCAUCGCCGAGGUAAUGCGCGACGAUAUUGGCUACGUGAAGAACCGCAUUGUGGAGGUGCGUUCCGAGGACGAGGUGGCCGCCGAUCUGGUUGCCGCUCACUCCCAUGCCGCCCUCCAUGCAGCCCAUGUGGCGCAUGCGGCGCAUGCAGCCCAUGCCGCCGCCCUGGAGCUGCAGCACAGAAGCAAGGAGCCACCGCCGGAGAUUAGUGUGUCACGGAAGACGCCCAACCAGUACGAGGUAGUGGAUGGCAGCGGUCGGCGUUCGGCCGGCAGCGGCUCCGUCUCGGUGUCCGUCUCGGGUGCCAACAGUCACCAUUCACCCUUCCAUCCGGUGCCGGCGUCCUAUGCCCCCAGCACCUAUGCCUUCCCCUACAGCGCCCUGACCGUGCCCAGUGCCGCCGGCGGUUUGCCGCCGCCCCAAUCGCUUCAGCUGGGUGCCGGUGGUCAGCUGUCCGGCGGUGGCCACCAUUCGGUUGCUCCGCCCGGCCACCUCAGUGCCAAGGCCAAGGCGGCGCAUGCCCUCAGUGAGCUGGGCGGAGUAGGAGUCGGAGGCGGAGCAGCGGGCUCUGUUGGCGGCGGUGGUGUAUCGCUGGUGGUUGGAGGCGGCGGACCUGGCGGUGCCAGUGGACCAGGUGGUCCGGGAUCUGGCGGCGGCGGCGGUGGCGGAGGAGGAGGCGGUGGAGGCGGCGGCCACAAUCCCAUUGGUUCGGCGGCAGCCGCUGCUAUGGCGGCAGCAGCAGCGGCCCAGUCAGCGCCGGCGGCCAGCGAACCGAAGCCAUUGCUGUCGUCCAAGUACGAGGCACUGAGCGACGAGGAUUAGUUGUGACUGCCGGCGUCGUCGUCGGCGCCGGCGUCGCAUCUGCGGCCAGCAGCGAUAUCAGUAGCAACAGCAGCAGCACCACCGCCGCCGCCCGGCACGAGCUACGGUUAUCCUGGCUACCGGCGACACUCCCAGCAACAGCAGCAGUCACAUUCGCACCUAGCAACACAGCAGCAGCAGCAUC